CUUCCUCGGGAGGGUGCGUUGAGUUGGGUUCUCUUCUCUUUUUAUGAGGAGGGCAAGGGUUUAACUUUAACCCUCUAAAUCAAAUCUCCAAUUCCUGAAAGACGAACGAGUUUAAUUACUCAAGGCAAAUCCUUUCUGGGUUUCUGUAACUGGAAAUGGGCUUCUGGGUUUUGCUUGAAGGUCUUCUCCUCUUUGCCAAUGCAUUGGCAAUACUAAAUGAGGACAGGUUUCUUGCUCCAAGGGGAUGGACCCUAGUAGAAGUUCAAGGAGGUGGAAGAAAAACGCUGAAGGCACAAAUCGUUGGGCUCAUACAUGCAUGCCAAUACAUGAGACUUUUACUCAUACCUCUCAAUAUCAUCACCAUCAUAGUGAAGCUGUUCUCGGGUUGAAAUCAAUAGAUGGAGGAGAGGUUUGUGGCUUACAACAUGUAUUAAUCCUUGAACAUUGUGGCAUGUUAUGCAACCUAAGACAACUGUUUUCCCAUCAAGGGCUGUGUUUAUCAUGUACAAUACUCGAAAGGUUGGUUAGAAGAUCUGAACAUGCUAGUAAGACCAUAUUUUGUUAUCUUCACAUUCCAAUUUAUCAAAAUUUUUCUUUUUUUGUUUCUAGUGACUUGCUUUCAUUUGCUUA
Molecule: messenger RNA, 630 nt
Organism: Rubroshorea leprosula
Lineage: Eukaryota; Viridiplantae; Streptophyta; Magnoliopsida; Malvales; Dipterocarpaceae
Source: the annotation of a GenBank genome assembly